Ciona intestinalis (vase tunicate) is the source of this 1219-nucleotide messenger RNA. RefSeq lists its product as uncharacterized. The record is from RefSeq and is a predicted model, not a curated record. Lineage: Eukaryota; Metazoa; Chordata; Ascidiacea; Phlebobranchia; Cionidae. Gene Ontology annotation, molecular function: DNA binding. Gene Ontology annotation, biological process: DNA-templated transcription initiation.
CUAUCGAUGUGCGAUUUCGAUUCGUCGGGAUUUCAAUUCUUAUUUGAUUGUUACGUAAAAGAUAUUGAAAGGAAAGUUGUCGCAGAAUUGAUUUACAAUUUUAAAGAAGACUUCCAGGUAUCCAGGAUGAAUCCGCAAGGGCAUUCAAUACACGGUAUGCCUGGUACGAUUCCCAACUCCAGCGGGAACCGCCAACAAAUGUCGUCAAAUCCAAGUUUAACUCAUCAUCAAUUAACAAAUGUAAUGCCUCAUUCACAACCACACAAUACCUUUUCACAUCAGAUGGGAGGUAACUCGCUACAUUUACCAAACCCAAGCGGAUACAGUCAACAAAUGCAACCCCAUCAUCAGAUUGGAUACAAACAAACUUAUGCUACAAAGAAUAUUACAGAUAAUAACGAACAAACAAAUGAACAACAAAGACAAGAUACCUUACAAACUACAUCGCGGUCACAGAUUCAAGGCCCACCUUCCAUAUCAACUCCUUAUUCAAGCGUUCAUCCAAUGACACCAAGGACACCAGCAGAGUUUGGUGUUGGACCUCCACAACUACAAAACAUCGUAUCUACGGUCAAUCUUGACACAAAGCUUGAUUUAAAAAGAAUUGCCCUUCAUGCAAGAAAUGCUGAGUAUAAUCCCAAGCGAUUUGCAGCUGUUAUCAUGAGGAUUAGAGAACCAAGAACCACAGCUCUUAUCUUUAGCUCUGGUAAGAUGGUGUGUACAGGAGCAAAGAGUGAGAAUGCAUCUCGGUUAGCUGCAAGAAAAUACGCUCGUGUCGUGCAAAAACUUGGUUUUCCUGCAAAGUUUAUCGAUUUUAAGAUACAGAAUAUGGUGGGGAGUGUGGAUGUAAAGUUUCCUAUCAGACUGGAAGGAUUGGUGUUGGCACACAGUCAGUUCUCAAGUUAUGAGCCUGAGCUUUUCCCUGGAUUAAUUUACAGAAUGGUGAAACCAAGGAUUGUACUUCUUAUAUUUGUGUCUGGUAAAGUAGUUCUAACAGGUGCCAAAGUAUAUAAUGAGAUAGAGGAAGCAUUCAACAACAUAUAUCCGAUACUAAAGGGGUAUAGGAAGACUUCUUGAAGAUAUUGGUACAUUGUGGCCCAAAGUUCACGCCAUUCCACGAACUGAACUCUUCGUUUUUUUUCUUUGCUUUACUUGCAUAUUACGUUGCAGGAUCGUGUGUUUAUUGCGCAAUCAUAAAAUAAACGACGACUUUUCACAA